AUUCGUCAGUCUAAGGUCACCUCCGACCGAAACUACCAUGAGUUGAACUCAACCCUUCAGUCCGAGCUUUCUGCCCUCAACUCUAACCUGUCCGAUCUUAAACGAAGGCACAGCGAUCUCCGUCACCAGUUCACUGAGAUGGAAACGAAGUUCAGAUCUGUCAACGAAACCAAGGAUCGAAUCUGUGAAUUGUUGAACAGCAGCAGAGAGCAAACGUGUUCCGAGAACUGGAUCAGAAAUAAAGACCGAUGUUAUUUUAUAUCUGCGAUUGAUGAAUCUUACGAUGCAGCAAAGCAACAUUGUUCAAGAUUUGAUUCACGUCUCCUUGAAAUAAAUUCAAACGAUGAAGCGAAUUUUGUUUACAACUCGGUUCACCAUGGUUACCGGACAUACUGGAUUGGAAAAUGCGAAGACCGGAACGUGGAAUCUAAUCUCCUGUAUACGGUGAAAGAUAGAAAACCCACCUGCACUCUGUGUAAAUUGUACGAAUGGAAUUACAAAUGCGGUGAUGAACACUAUUUCAUCUGCGAGAAUGCACAUAUCGUCAAAAGCAGCGGUCCUAACACCGACCCCUGUGGAACUCCACUGGUAGCCGUCAGCCAGCCAGAAGAGGAUCCCUUUAUUCCCAUUCUCUGUUUCCAUCCGACCAGCCGAUGCUCCACACAUGAUACUAACUGCCCUGUCAGCAGCCUCAUGAGCAGCAAGUUUUCCUUUCGAUUCAUGUUUAAGACGUGCCUCUCUCAAUGCCGGAACAUGUGA
Molecule: messenger RNA, 759 nt
Organism: Hypanus sabinus (Atlantic stingray)
Lineage: Eukaryota; Metazoa; Chordata; Chondrichthyes; Myliobatiformes; Dasyatidae
Product: C-type lectin domain family 12 member A-like
Exons: 5
Biological process (GO): positive regulation of killing of cells of another organism; positive regulation of wound healing; detection of molecule of fungal origin
Cellular component (GO): cell surface
Molecular function (GO): (1->3)-beta-D-glucan binding; pattern recognition receptor activity
Source: RefSeq, a predicted model, not a curated record